CGAAGUACACAUUCUCCUGCAAAUAGCGCAGACGAUCCCUCGAAAAAAAUUGUGAUAGAGUUGAGAGUUUUUUUGUGUUGUAAGUGAAAUGACGAAACUCGUAAUCCUGGCUGUUCUCCUGAUCUGUGCCCUCGUAUGUGUCAAUGCCCAAUUGACUUUCACGCCUGGAUGGGGUAAGCGAAGUGAUCCCUCACUGCACGGUGGACCUGGUGCCAUUGCCAGCGAAAGUCGCAUGCCUGUGGAAAAUAUGGACUCCUUGGUGCUCCUAAUCUACCGCAUGAUCCAAAAUGAGGCCCAAAAGCUCGUGGAUUGCAAUCAGAAAUGAUGGCAACUCGCAGAGAGUGAGGCUGGAAAUGGAUGAAGGACAGCCUGGCAAAAGUUCCCGGAAGAUCGCCUGCUCAAAUCACGAACCAGAAUGAAAUGAGAUCAAAAGAAAGAUGUAUGAAAACAUAUUAAUAUAUUUACUGGUUUAAUUUAAAAAAAAACCC
Lutzomyia longipalpis is the source of this 488-nucleotide messenger RNA. Its product is annotated as adipokinetic hormone. Gene Ontology annotation, cellular component: extracellular region. The coding region runs from base 89 to 325 and encodes 78 amino acids. The record is from RefSeq and is a predicted model, not a curated record. Gene Ontology annotation, molecular function: hormone activity. NCBI's taxonomy places the organism in Eukaryota, Metazoa, Arthropoda, Insecta, Diptera, Psychodidae. The transcript has a single exon.